Molecule: messenger RNA, 7862 nt
Organism: Setaria italica (foxtail millet)
Lineage: Eukaryota; Viridiplantae; Streptophyta; Magnoliopsida; Poales; Poaceae
Product: mediator of RNA polymerase II transcription subunit 12
Exons: 12
Coding region: 621-7232 (2203 amino acids)
Biological process (GO): regulation of transcription by RNA polymerase II
Cellular component (GO): mediator complex
Molecular function (GO): transcription coregulator activity
Source: RefSeq, a predicted model, not a curated record
UUCCUCCCAAGAGCUAGCUGAAGAGCCCCCCUCCCCUUCCCGUUCGUCCCCCGACCGACCACCCAGCAGCAGCGCAGAGAGGAGAGCAAGACAAGGCAGCAGCAGCACACAGCAUCCGACCAUUCCAUCGGAGAGGAGAGCCGCCAACGCAGCAAGCAGAGCUGCCGUCGCCGCCUCCGCUCCACCUCCCCCCGAUCCACUCUCCUCCCUGGCGCCAGCCCCCAAUCCGCUCCGCCCGCCCCCCCAAACCCUAGCUCCCCCACCGAGGCCAUUUUCUCCGCCCGAGGUGACCUUCCCUUCUCCUCCCGCCACUUAAACCCUACUUGUCGAUUUCGGAUCGCGAAUCUGGUCGGAUCCCCCUCCAAUCGCCUCCCCCUAGGGUUUCGCCGCCCCGCGAUCUGUCGCUCCUUUCCCGCUGCUUUUUUUAUUCGAAUUCUAUUCUUCUUCUUCCCCGCUGACCUCACCUCCUCAACCCUGCUGCGAUCCACCUUGGUUGGAUUCGAAACCACUCCACUUCACCCGCCGCCAGACCUCUUCGUCCUACUCUUUCUUACCCGGGGGAGGACACCCCUGAUCUGUGCUCAUGCUGGGGGCACCGCGCAGGUGACCUGCUGGGGGCCAUGCAAAGGUACACGGGCGCCGCCGGCAAUAGCGCUGGCUUUAGCGGCGGCAGGGACACUGCAAGGUUGGAACCCUCGCCCUUCUCCUCCAACUACCCCGUCAGCUCCAGGCGGCAUCAGCAGCUAGUUCCGUACAAGCUAAAGUGUGACAAAGAGCCACUUAAUAACAAGCUUGGGCCACCUGACUUCUAUCCACAAACGCCAAACUGUCCUGAAGAGACAUUAACCAAAGAGUAUGCGCAAGCAGGGUAUAAGGAGACUGUUGAAGGAAUUGAGGAAGCCAGAGAGAUUGUACUGAGCCAGAUUCCGCACUUUUGCAAGCCAGAUGUUGUCGUUAAAUGCAAGGAGGCACUAAAGAAGCGGUUAAGGGCUAUCAACGAAUCUCGUGCUCAAAAGAGAAAGGCUGGCCAAGUUUACGGAGUUCCUCUUUCUGGAUCUCUAUUAAUCAAGUCCGGAGUUUACCCGGAGCAAAGGCCAUGUAAUGAGGACACACGCAGAAAAUGGGCUGAGGCUCUUGCCCAGCCAAACAAGCGUUUGCGUUCACUAUCUGAGCACGUUCCUCAUGGUUACCGUAGGAAAUCACUUUUUGAAGUUCUCACUCGAUAUAAUGUCCCGUUGUUAAGAGCAACAUGGUUUGUGAAAGUCACAUACCUCAAUCAGCUACAGGCCCGACCGACACCAAACAGUAUCUCAGCAGGUGCUUCUGAUAAUCAGCGAUCUAAUCAGUGGACAAAGGAUGUUGUUGAAUAUUUACAACAGAUUUUGGAUGAAUUUUGCUCGAAAGAGGGCACUGUUGUACCUCCAUCCUUUAGAGAGCAGUCAUCACCAGGACUUAAUGCUGGAACCAAUCAAAUAAAAGUGAAAACUGAAGCAUCCCCAGCUGGUGGAGAUGGUGAAGAACCCUUGGUGCACUUCAAAUGGCGAUACAUGGUUCGUCUCAUCCAAUGGCAUCUCACAGAAGAAUUGCUUGUUCCGUCGGUACUUAUCGAAUGGUUAUCUAACCAACUUCAGGAGAGAGAUUCGAUUGAUGUUUUAGAGCUUCUUUUGCCUAUUGUACUUGGUCUGGUUGACACAAUUACCCUCUCACAAACAUAUGUGCGCAUGUUCGUGGAGCUACUAGUUAGACGUCUCAGUGACACUUCAGUCGUUGACAGUCCAAAAAGGCCAUCAGUUUCUUCUGUUAUAGCAGAGUUAUUGCGAUACAUGGUACUAGCAGUGCCAGAUACAUUUGUUUCUUUGGAUUGCUUUCCUCUUCCAUCAUUUGUGGUUCCUGAUGUAUAUGGUAGAGGUGCUUUGUUGAAGAUAACUGGUGGUGGUGGAAUUGCUAGUUCUAAGAGGUGCGAUGCUUAUCGGUACUUGUCCUGUGGGUAUGCUGUUUGUUCAAUUCAGAAACGCGCGUCUGAUCUUGCAACUGUUGCCAACCCUAAUCUUCAAGUGCGUGGUGCAGCCAAAGUGGUACAGGCUUUGGACAAAGCUCUUGUGACAGGAAAUUUGUCAGUGGCAUACUCUUCACUCUUUAAUGAUUUAUCUGAUGCGUUAAUGGAAGAGAGAUGGAUUAAAGAAGUCAGCCCCUGUUUGCAGUCUUCUCUGAUGUGGAUUGGGACUGUUGAGCUAUCCCUAAUCUGUUCUAUAUUUUUCCUUUGUGAAUGGGCAACAUGUGAUUACCGUGAUUGCCGUGCAUCUCCCUGUCAGAAUGUAAAAUUUACAGGAAGAAGGGAUUUGUCUCAGGUACAUGUGGCAGUGUCUAUCUUGAAGAAUAAAAUGGAUGAGAUGAAUAACUUGUCUCGUUCUAAGAGUAGCAAUCGCAUUACCAUGAAUAAUAUUGUUAAAGGUUCUUCGUUGAAUGAUGCUUGUUUACCAGUAGCUGCUGGGGAUGAUUCUUCUGGACUGAGAAAUAAUACAAAUAAUUUGGAUGAGAAGAAGGAUACGAGCGGAAUCUUUGAGAGCCCUGGUCCACUGCAUGAUAUUAUCGUGUGUUGGUUGGAUCAGCAUGAGGUUAGCAGUGCUGCAGGUUUUACACGGGUGGAUGUCCUCAUUGUAGAACUUAUCCGCAAUGGUAUAUUUUAUCCUCAGGCUUAUGUCAGGCAGCUAAUUAUUAGUGGAAUUACUGACAAGAAUGACAUAAUGUUGGAUGUUGAAAGAAAAAGGAGGCAUCACAGAACUUUAAAGCAGCUUCCGGGAUCUUCUUUAUUUGAUAUUCUUGAGGAAACUAGAACUGCUGAAGAGCAGCAAUUAUAUGAGAUAAUGUCAACAUACUCUAGUGAGCGUCGCCUUGUUCUUUCAGAACUUUCAUGCGGUCCCUCAUUUUAUGCAAGUAGCAGAGGUGAGUAUGCUUCAAGUUCCUGCAUUCGGAAGCAGAAUGAUCUUCCAGUUGCAUCAGGAGGUGAUAAGCAUGGAAGGGUGCCAGAACAAGUUGAAGAUGUAAAAGCCCUAGUGUCAAGCCUGUUGAGUUUUACAUAUCCUCACCCAGUGGAGACAGAACCAUGCCAAAUCAAAACAAGCUUUCAAGAAUCAGCAACUUCGACCCUCUCGCAAGUUGAAACUGGAGAAGCAAAAAGUGGAUGCGAGGAUUGCAUGAGGUCCAAGGGGCAGAAAUUGGAUGAUGGUGCCACUCCAUUCCAAGGCUUUCCAUUGAUUCAAUCAGAUGAGGAAGAUAUUUGGUGGGUUAGGAAGGGGACAAAGUUACAUGAAUCUUUCAAUGUUGAACCUGCACAGAAGUCGGUUAAGCAAACUUCUAGGGGUAGGGCAAAAGUGGUUCGUAAAACACAAAGUCUUGCACAGCUUGCAGCUGCUAGAAUCGAAGGUAGCCAGGGGGCAUCUACUAGUCAUGUUUGUGAAAGCAAGCUGAGCUGUCCCCACCAUAAACCUAAUAUGGAUGGUGACAAUGUCAAAGAUUUUGAUCACAUGAGGAUGACAAAUCUGACUGAAGUUGGGAAGUCACUAAAAAGACUUAGAUUGCUUGAAAGAAGAUCUGUUUCUUUGUGGUUGUUGAAAUCAAUAAGACAACUUGUUGAAGGAAGCGAAAUGACAGCUAGUAAAGCUACAAAUUCUAUAAGCACCCUUUCCUUACAGCCUGAUGAUAAAUCUGCAUCCAAAUGGAGGCUAGGUGAUGAGGAAUUGCUGUCAGUUCUCUAUGUACUGGACACAUGCUGUGAUUUAGUCUCUGGUGCAAGGUUCCUUGUAUGGUUGCUGGCAAAAAUUCGUGGGGGUUUGGGUUCCUCAGGCCAACCUGGGAGGAGUUCUAUGCAUAUGAGGAACAGAGAACACCAAGUUUGUCAGGUCAGCGAGGCACUUGUGUUCUCAUCUCUGCUUAGGUACGAGAACAUACUUCUUGCCACUGAUAUAUUGCCUGAUGUUCUAAGUGCUUCAGUGAACAGAAAUUCUGUGUCAGCAACUGCCAGGCAUCCUGGUUCAGCAGCUUUUGCUUAUGUCCGAUAUUUUUUGAAGAAAUACAGAGAUGUGGCUAGUGUGGCCAGGUGGGAGAAAAACUUUAGGACCACAUGUGACCAGCGACUGUUAGCUGAGCUUGAUAAUGGGCGAUCAAUUGAUGGUGAUUUUGUUUCUUCUUCGGGGGUUUCAGCAGGUGAGGAGAUUGAUGAGCAGGUCCGCCAAAAGUUGAAUGGAAGGAGUUCAAGACUUAUGCAGAAUAUGAAAGAGAUAGUACAGAGGCAAGCUGAUGAGGUUCAACGCAGUUUAAAGGAAAAGAAAGUUCUUCCAGCACCCAAGAGUCCACCCUCUUUCGAGAAAGAAGAUAGUUAUCAGAUUUCUCAUGACAUUGUUUUCGGCUUAGUAGAAUGUAUCCGGCAAAAUGGGGGUGCAAAUCCAGAUGGAGAUCUUUCAAUAGUUGCUUCUGCUGUUUCUGCAGUUGUUGUGAAUGCAGGGCAUGUGAUAGCGAAACAUUUGGAUUUUGCAGGGGGUAACUAUCAAGGUGUUAAUUCUGUGAGCAAUUCGCUAAAUUUUGUUCGACACACUUUGCGUAUCCACAUAAAUUCUCUUUGCUUACUGAAAGACACUCUUGGGGAUCGCUUCAGUCGUGUAUUUGAAAUUGCUUUGGCAGCUGAAGCUUCUGCAGCUGUUACAGCAGCUUUUGCUCCCGCAAAGAUGCAGCGCAAUCAGUUUCAACCUUCUCCUGAGACCCAUGAUGCAUAUGGAAAUCAUACAAGUGACCUCAGCAACUCGGGAAAAGGAUUUGUUGGGAGGACUGCAAAAGUAGCUGCUGCUGUUUCUGCUCUUGUUGUGGGGGCUGUUGUUCAUGGAGCUGUUAGCCUAGAGCGGAUGGUUGCUGCUCUAAAAAUAAAAGAUGGUUUGGACAUUCUGCAGCUGCUAAGAGGUUUGAAAACGAGUACAAACGGUGUAUCCCGUGCUGCUGGAACUUUCAGGAUGGAGAAUUCCACAGAAGUUUCGGCACACUGGUUUAGGAUUCUAUUGGGGAACUGCAGAACUGUCUACGAUGGGCUUAUUGCAGACAUUCUUGGUGAAUCGUACAUUCUUGCACUCUCAAGGUUGCAGCAGACUCUUCCUUUAAGUUUGAUCUUUCCUCCAGCCUACUCAAUUUUUGCCAUGGUUCUUUGGAGGCGAUAUAUUUUUAAUCGUGAAGAUCCACAGCUUUAUCAGUCUCUGUCAAACGCAAUAAAUGAUAUCACCAGACAUCAGCCUUUUCGAGAGAUCUGCUUCCGUAACACACAUCAGCUGUAUAAUCUUCUGGCGUCUGAUGUUGGUGAUUCAGAGUUUGCAGCAAUGCUCGAAAGUCAUAGCCCUGACAGGAAUUCAAAAAUAUUGCCGUUUGUACCUCUCCGUGCCCGGCUUUUUCUGGAUGCCCUCGUUGAUUGCAACACACCAAUGACUACUCAGGGGGAUGGUGCUUCAGAACCUUGUGAUCCCAAAGAUAAUGAGUUAAAGCUCUCAGAGAGGCUUAUGCAACUACUUGAUACUCUUCAGCCUGCAAAGUUCCAUUGGCAAUGGGUUGAGAUGAGGCUUCUUUUAGAUGAACAGGCUCUUAUGGAAAAAGUUGCAGCAGGCAAGACAGCACUUGAAUCACUUCGGUCAUUGUCCCCUAAUGCUGAGGGUUUUGCCCUUUCUGAUAGUGAGAAGGGAUUUACUGAAGUCAUUCUUUCAAGGCUACUUGCUAGACCUGAUGCUGCUCCUCUCUACUCAGAAGUUGUCCACCUUCUUGGAAAGCUUCAGGAGUCACUUGUCAUGGAUGUAAAAUGGAUCUUACAAGGGCAAGAUGCUAUUCUUGGGCGCAGGUCAACUAGACAGCAGCUUGUUCAUAUUGCCCAACGAAAAGGGCUUUCAACAAAGGCACAAGUUUGGAAACCAUGGGGUUGGUCCAGCUUGCUUAGUGAUGUCAUUGCUAGUAAAACUGCAAAAAGGAAGUUGGAGGUCACAUCAAUUGAGGAAGGUGAAGUUGUGGAUGACACUGUUGAUGCUAAAAGGCCUGUCAAGACUCCAUCCCAUAGUGUUGAUAGAAGUUUUGAAGGGAUUAGAUCUAUAAAUAAAUAUUUAACUGAGAAAGCCCUUGCUGAAUUAGUAUUGCCAUGCAUCGACAGAAGUUCUGCCGAUAUCCGUGGUAUACUUUCAGGUGAUUUGAUCAAACAGAUGGGGACUAUUAGUGAUCAUAUCAAAGCAGUAACACGAAAUGGUGCUAAACAAGCUGGUUCAGUUCCUUCAGGAAAUGAAAUGCCAUCAAGCAAAUCCAGUGGUCGUAAAGGAAUUCGUGGUGGAAGUCCAAAUAUUGGCAGAAGAGCUCCAGUUGGUAAUGAUCCAAGUCCUCCUUCAGCAUCUGCUCUGCGGGCUGCGUUGUGGUUACGACUCCAAUUCAUUAUUAGGUUGCUUCCAGUAAUCAUGGCAGACAGGAGCAUGAGGCAUACACUUGCUUCUGCAAUUCUGGGCCUGCUUGCGACACGCAUGAUUUAUGAAGAUGCUGAUUUGCCCCUUCCUCCUACCAAUGCAAUUGCUUUAAGGCGGGAAGUGGAUUCCUUGCUGGAGCCUCCCCUGGAUGUCCUGCUUGAUCGCCCUGGUGAAAGUCUCUUUGAGAGGCUUUUAUGUGUUCUCCAUGCACUGCUUGGCAGCUGCAAACCAAGUUGGCUGAAGUCAAGGCCAGCCUCUAAGUCGACCAUUAGGACUCAAAGAGACUUCUCCGCAUUUGAUAAUGAAGCAGCUGAGGGCUUGCAGUCUGCAUUGGAUCACAUGGAGUUGCCUGAAACUAUCAGGCGGAGGAUCCAAGCAGCCAUGCCUAUUCUGCCACCAUGUCGGCACCCUUCUAUACAAUGCCAGCCUCCUCAGUUGUCGUUGGCUGCAUUAACACCACUCCAGAGCUGUAUAUUGGGUGCAGGUCCUCAGCAGAAAAGCAGUUCUGUGAGUUGGGUGCCUACUAAUGUCUCGAGCAGAAGCAAGGCGGUAUUGCCUUCUCAUGAUCCGGAGAUGGAGGUAGAUCCAUGGACUUUGCUCGAAGAUGGCACAAGCUGUCCCUCCACGUCAUCCGGAAGCAAUGGUCCGAGUGGCGUGACGGGUGACCUUGCUAAUCUGAAAGCGUGCAGCUGGCUCAAGGGUGCUGUGAGGGUGAGGAGGACAGAACUGACCUACAUCGGGUCUUUAGAUGAUGACAGCUGACACCUGUACUAUUGUCAUGGUGUCUCACAUUUCUGCUGUGUGCAAGUCAAACAUCAGAGAGAAGAAAUUGUUGGAGGGAGGGAGUUUUGUAGCACAGAGGGGAAUCCGUGGUCUUACAGGUUGGCCUCGGUGUAGAAUACCACAUCCUCACCCUGGUUUUUCUGUCUAGGGCCUGCGGCGGAGCGACUCGACUGUGUACAUAAUGGAGACCACAUUGAUCCAUUACUGGAAGCAUGGCCCUGAGAAGACAUCCAUUUGGGGGGCCUUUGUGUAGCUUAUCAGAAUUAGGUAGUUAUAUGCAGUAGAUCUUAGGCAAAAUGUCAUGUUUGUUUUUCUUGUUUGAGAUGUAAUGUAGUGGAUGGGCUCAAACAGUAUAUUCUUUUGAUCUCAAUCAUUGCUAAUUCUUUGGCUGUUGAGGUUGGACCUUGGAAUGUAAGACAAAGUUGGUUGCUAGCCGUCUGUUUCCUGUGUAAAAGAUUGCCACCAAACUAGUUAGGUUAGAGGAGAAACAGAGAGGAAGGGCGACGGGCGUUACAUAAGAAUUUUGUUCCAACAAAUAGUCACACUUGUGUAUUAAAAACAAAUGAUCAAAUACACUCAAUGUGGUGGCUACUAUACUAUGGCUCUUAA